CUACGUGACUCAGCACAGCCCCUUAACGCUGGCAGAAGGUAAAAGCUCCUGUUCUCACCUCUCCACGCCCUGCGCAUCCACUCCACCUUUCCUGCAUUCCUUUCGGCCUUUCAGUGGUAUCUCCUCCUCCCAGGGCCCACUUCUCUCCCACCUCCUGAGUGUCUUUUAACAGAAGUUGUGGAUCUCAUGAUCAAACUCACACUAAGAGGCCGGGCCCCUUACACGCCGGAUAUCUGUGGUGACCCAUUCACUCUGAUGCGGCAGCAUGGGGCAGCUGCUGCCACCGAUGAGUCUGCUACUUCUAGUUGCUGCUGGCAUGCGAGCUGACCUCCAGAAGGCCAAGUUGCUCCUAGACCCUAUAUGGGACAGGGUGCUCAGAAGGGACAGCGUGACUCUGAAGUGCCAGGGGGCCCACCCUACUGGGAACAGUUCCACCACACAGUGGUGGCACAAUGACAGCCUCAUCCCUAACGAGGCCCCUAGCUACUUCAUCGCAGCAGCCGAAGCUCCAGACAGUGGGGAAUACAGGUGCCAAACUGGCCUCUCUGCCCUCAGUGACCCGGUGCGGCUGGACGUCCACACAAGCUGGCUGUUGCUCCAGGCACCUCAGUGGGUGUUCCAGGAGGGAGACCCCAUCCGGCUGCGCUGCCACAGCUGGAUGAACAGGACCAUGCAUAAGGUUCAGUACUUCCAGAAUGGCAUAGGCAGGAUGUUUUUCCACAAUAAUUCUGAGUUCCACAUUCCAAAAGCAGCACUCAAGCACAGUGGCUCCUACUUCUGCAGGGGAAUUAUCGGGACAAAGAAUGAGUCUUCAGAGGCUGUGAACAUCGCUGUUCAAGCAACUUCAUCUAUCUCAGCAUUCUUUCUACCUUGGCACCAAGUCAUGUUCUGCCUGGUGAUGGGACUCCUGUUUGCAGUAGACACAGGGCUGUAUUUCUCUGUGCAGAGAGACCUGCGGCGCUUAGUGAAGGACCGGAGGAGCGGCAAGGUCACAUGGAGCCAAGACUCUUAGGACAGACGGGGGUAAUGAGAGCUGCAUCCCCACUCCACGGGGGUAAUGAGAGCUGCAUCUCUGAACCUCUCUCUGGAUUCACAACCCCAUCAUCCCCAACAGGCAGCUCUGGAAGCAGCAGGAAAACUACCUCUCAGACGCUAGGCUGAGGGUGCUUCACCCAGCUCUAUCUUCUCUUGGUCUCCAAUGGAAAGGAAGAGCCUGUGAUCUUCAAGGUCCAGCAGUGAAGCCCCACGGAGUAGCCGACUUGCUAGGAACUGAAGUCUCAGAGUUACGCAGAUACUUCCUCUGUCCCAACCAUUCUGUCACCACAAAGCAACAAUGCAAACUCCGGAUGGUGACCCUUGGUAUAUGCACGUUGUUCUUAAAUAACUGGAUACAUAGAUAAGGGAAUGAAUAGUUGAGGGCCAACUGGACAGUAGUCAGCAUCUGUUCCUACAGGGCUGGUUGCCUUCAAGGCACCUGAAAACUUCCAGAAAACCUAUGGGAACUGCUGGAGGUCUAGGGGAGACAGCAGAACCAGUGAGGGUGUGGCUGAGAAAGAACAAGAUAGCCCGGGACAGACCUGAGGAGACCUGGCCUGGGCUCUGUUCCUGGAACAUAAAGCCAUGGUGUAGGUAACAGAAAAUCACAAGGGUGACGUAGAAUUGGGUUUUCCAGGGGGACCCCCUCUCAGAAUUGGGAUGGUCCACAAGUAUAUAAUGAUGAACCCUCUUAAUGUCAGGAGUAGAAAAUGGUCCUAGGGAGGGGGCUG
This is a messenger RNA of Manis javanica (Malayan pangolin), 1766 nucleotides long. RefSeq names its product low affinity immunoglobulin gamma Fc region receptor III-A-like. Lineage: Eukaryota; Metazoa; Chordata; Mammalia; Pholidota; Manidae. Gene Ontology annotation, cellular component: external side of plasma membrane. The record is from RefSeq and is a predicted model, not a curated record. Gene Ontology annotation, biological process: antibody-dependent cellular cytotoxicity; cell surface receptor signaling pathway. Gene Ontology annotation, molecular function: IgG receptor activity.